UGUCAGUCUUAGGCUUCGUCCCGCCCACCGCGCCAACCCAUUGGGCGGGUGGAGCCGCCCCUCAGCGGGAGUGGUUAGGCAGGCUGUCGAUCUCCGCCCGUAGCCACGCCUGCUCCCCGUCUCCGCCGCGCGGCAGGCAGGUUAGGUUGCCAUCGUCAGCCGAGGUUUGUGUGAAGUGCCUGCGCCCCUCAGACAAGAUGAGCGAUCAGGAGCCCACCGCCGAGGACAUUACUUCUGGAAAGUCAGGAGGAGGAGGAGGCGGAUUCGUACAGAAGGGGCAGGACUCCCAGCCUUCUCCCUUGGCUUUGUUGGCAGCCACGUGUAGUAGAAUUGAGCCUCCUGAAAAUGGUGCGGGUCAGCAACAAGGUGCAACAGAACUGGAUUUGAGCACAGCCCAAUUAACACAGACAGCCAAUGGCUGGCAGAUCAUAUCUACAACUCCAUCCAAGGACCAAGCUGGAGAUGGCUCUUCAAAGAACCGUCCAAUAGCUCCUGGACAAUAUGUGGUAGCAGCUGCCCCAAAUAUGCAGAAUCAGCAGGUACUGGCCAGUCUUCAGGGUAUGAUGCCUAAUAUUCAGUACCAAGUUAUCCCCCAGUUCCAGACAAUGGAUGGGCAACAGCUGCAGUUCACCACCGCCCCUCAGGUCAGUGUCCAGCAAGACGCCUCUGGACAGCUGCAGAUCAUCCCAGCCAGCAAUCAGCAAAUAAUAACUACCAACCGCACCGGUUCAGGAAACAUACUGGCUGCAAUGCCCAACCUUCUUCAGCAAGCGGUCCCCAUUCAGGGGAUGGGUCUAGCCAACAAUGUCCUUUCAGGGCAGACCCAGUACUUGACCAAUGUUCCAGUUUCUCUUAAUGGCAAUAUCACCCUUCUCCCUGUGAAUGCAGCUUCUCUGACACCCACGUCUCAGUCAGUCACACUGAGCAGUGGCACUCAGGAUAACUCCCAGCCUGUUACUUCAUGUGUUAGCUCUUCACAGCUGGUCACCUCACAAGCCAAUGCUUAUUUUACAAAUGCCAAUAGUUUCUCCACCAGCACCACUGCCAGCGGUAUGAAUCUCUUGAACUGUAGCAGUGGAAGCAGCACCCCCGUCCAGAGGUCCAGCGGUCAGCUCACCUUGGUCACUGACUCUAUCCAGCAGACCAGUGCCAACAUGCAACAGGGCCAACAAAAAGAUGGUGACCAGUCUCAGCAGCAGCAGCAGCAACAACAGCAGCAAAUUCUCAUUCAACCACAGAUUGUUCAGGGUGGACAGACUAUCCAGACUUUACAAGCUGCACAGCUCUCUGGUCAAUCCUUCAGUGCACAAGCCAUCUCACAAGACGCCCUACAGAACCUUCAGUUCCAAACUCUGCCCAACACUGGCCCAAUCAUAAUCCGUACUCCUACAGUGGGUCCCAACGGGCAGGUUACUUGGCAAACUAUCCAACUUCAAAACCUACAGGUUCAAAAUCCUCAAACUCAGACAAUCACUCUUGCUCCCAUGCAAGGUGUAUCCCUGGGGCAGUCUGGCAAUGCUGGAACAGUGACCCUCAAUGCUGCUCAACUUUCAUCAAUGUCUGGCCUACAGACCAUUAACCUAGGUGCCUUAGGAGCCUCUGGAAUACAAGUACACCAGCUUCAGGGGGUUCCUCUGACCAUAACUAAUGCAUCUGGAGAUGGAAGUGGCCACCUAAGCAUUCAUACUGCUGGUGCUGAUGGGCUACACGAGGAUCAUUCUGCCAUGGAAGAGGGUGAAACAAGCCCAGAUCCUCAACCCCAACCUGGACGGAGAAUGCGCAGAGAGGCCUGUACUUGUCCUUACUGUAAAGACAGUGAGGGAAGGAGUUCAAGUGACCCAGGGAAGAAAAAGCAACAUAUCUGUCAUAUCCCAGGCUGUGGCAAAGUCUAUGGAAAGACAUCCCACCUGAGGGCUCAUUUACGUUGGCAUACAGGGGAAAGACCUUUUGUCUGCACCUGGGUAUUCUGCGGAAAACGAUUUACCCGGAGUGAUGAACUACAGAGGCACAAGCGUACCCACACUGGUGAGAAGAAAUUUGUGUGUCCGGAGUGUCCAAAGCGCUUCAUGAGAAGUGAUCAUUUGUCAAAGCACAUAAAGACACAUCAAAACAAGAAGAGCCAGGCCGGACCAAUAGCCCUGACUACAGUUCCAAUGGAAACAGGGACAGGCUCUGAUGGAAGUGCUGCCUCCACUCCCACCCCUCAGGCCCUCAUCACCACCAAUAUGGUAGCCAUGGAGGCAAUAUCGCCCGAAGGCAUUGCCCGUCUCGCCAGCAGCGGCAUAAACGUCAUGCAAGUGGCAGAUCUUCAGUCAAUCAAUAUCAGCGGCAAUGGCUUCUGAGGGGCCUUGUUUGGGCAGGACUGUAAAUAAUUGGUAAAAAUGUGUUUAGUUAUUGGAGUCUGGGCUGUAAAAGAAUGAUGGGUCCAAAAGUGUCGAACGUUUGUUGUGACUUGGAAGUUUGUGCCAACUUCUCCUCCCAGCUUUGAUGCGGGGAGACUCUCCCUCUGUAGCAAUUUUCAGUCCCCGUCCCCCCCUUCCAUUCUCAUUCGUUAACAAUAUAUUACAGAUCUCUACAGGGCUUCCUGUUUGGACGGAAGGUAACCAUGUAUGUGUUGAAAUGGGAAACGAACCUCCAGUUAUUAAACCUUGACCUGGUUGAGGCAGAGUGGAUUUGAGCUUUAACCCGCUUGAUAUAAAGGUUAAUGAUAGCCGCCUUCUGAAGGAGAGCCAGCAGCUAGCCACUGUAAAGCCUCUGACUCUGUUAGGGUGAAGGUGUUUGCCAGGACUUAUCUAUUCUUCCUUUUUUAUUAUAAAUAUAUAUAUAUAUAAUAAAUAUUUCUAUUUUCUUAUAUUUUCAGAAACAGAGGAGAACCUAAGGUACACCAGUAAACGUUGAACCUUUAUAAUUAUUGUCAAAGCAAUACAUUUUUAACAAGACACACACACAUA
Bufo bufo (common toad) is the source of this 2951-nucleotide messenger RNA. RefSeq names its product Sp1 transcription factor (gene SP1). Gene Ontology annotation, molecular function: DNA-binding transcription factor activity, RNA polymerase II-specific; RNA polymerase II cis-regulatory region sequence-specific DNA binding. Bases 198 to 2342 code for a protein of 714 amino acids. Gene Ontology annotation, biological process: regulation of transcription by RNA polymerase II. Lineage: Eukaryota; Metazoa; Chordata; Amphibia; Anura; Bufonidae. The record is from RefSeq and is a predicted model, not a curated record. The transcript has 6 exons.